Molecule: messenger RNA, 1041 nt
Organism: Thamnophis elegans (Western terrestrial garter snake)
Lineage: Eukaryota; Metazoa; Chordata; Lepidosauria; Squamata; Natricidae
Product: olfactory receptor 10Q1-like
Exons: 2
Coding region: 1-1041 (346 amino acids)
Biological process (GO): G protein-coupled receptor signaling pathway
Cellular component (GO): membrane
Molecular function (GO): G protein-coupled receptor activity; olfactory receptor activity
Source: RefSeq, a predicted model, not a curated record
AUGCACCAAUUCAAGACCAUAGUUGGGAUUAUUGAAGACAUUCUGGGUACUGUUAGAAUCAGUUAUAACAUGAUAGAGGAGAUGUAUCUGACAAUUACAAACUGGGAUAAUCAAUCCAUUGCCUAUGAGUUCCUCUUCCAGACAUUCUCCACUGAUCCUGAGAUACAAUAUCUCAUCUUCACAUUCUUUCUUUUGCUCUAUCUCAUAAUUCUUUUUGGUAAUAUCUCUAUCCUUUGGAUUAUCUAUACUCUCCGUUCCUUGCACACCCCAAUGUAUUUCUUCCUGGCCAGCCUAUCUUUUCUGGAAAUUUGUUAUACCACUGUAGUAGUACCUCAAAUGCUUGCUAGCAUUUCUGAUUUCCACAGAACAAUCCCAUUGGUGAACUGUGCCAUCCAGAUGUUCUUCUUUACAUCCCUAGGCAGCACUGACUGUUUUAUGUUGGCUGUCAUGGCGUAUGAUCGCUACGUAGCCAUCUGCCACCCACUUCGCUACACCCUCAUCAUGACCUGGCAGGUAUGCAUGUGGCUAGUGAUUGGCUCCCUGAUCCUUGCCAUAGUGCUAUGUCUGCAGCUAACCGUCUUGAUUUUCAACUUGCCUUUUUGCGGUUACCAACCCAAGAUCAAUCAUUUCCUAUGUGACGUACCACCUGUGCUACAGCUGGCAUGUGCUGAUACGCAAAUUCACCAAACUGUGCUCUACGGUGUUGGCAUCGUGGUUUUAACAAUUCCCUUUCUUCUGAUAUGCAUCUCAUAUGUCUAUAUUGUGGCUGCCAUUCUCCGCAUUAAGUCCACAUCUGGGCGGCACCAGGCCUUCUCCACGUGCUCCUCCCACCUGACAGUUGUGAUCCUACAGUACGGAGUUUGCAGCCUUGUGUAUCUACGUCCCAAGUCCAGCACUUCAGAAGAUGAGGAUAGGAAAUUAGCUCUUAUAUAUACCUUUGUCACUCCCCUCCUGAACCCCUUGAUAUACACCCUUAGGAACAAAGAUAUCAAGCAGGCUUUAAGGAAGGUCUUGAAGAAAAUGGUUACAUCUCAGACUUGA